UCCAGGACCCCUCGCUCCUUCCUCUUUGCCGUCGUCGCAAAUGUCGGCCCCGGCGGCGCCAGCCGCGCCCUGGCCGUGGCCUACCGCCAGCAUCACGACAAAUACAAUAACUGGGAAGCAUCAGGUGCACGAUUGCACCAUAUGGUGACCGACACCCUUGCACUAAUCGAAAUCCUCUCGGAUCCCGCGAACCGAGCGCCACUGGAGGCAGAGAGGGCGCUCGCAGAGGACUGGUAUCGUCGGUCUCCCCAUGAACCUCCGGUUCAUGAGCGGCCCAGCAUACCCGACACCGCGCAGCCCCCGUAUGUGCCCUGUUUCGAGAAUCGGGUGCCAGUGCAACAACAGCCCCGGCUGCCGUGGCGUGAUGAUGCGCUUAGCCAGUUUCCCUUCACUGCGACAUGCGUUUUGCUGGCCUUGUUGCGCGACGAUCGCCCUGCUAAUGCCACCCGUCCCGGCGACGUCCAGUUUCAACCGCUCUCGACAGUGUUCCGGGCGGAUUGCACUGAAUAUGGCUUGGUCGUCCUCGACAUCUCCGACCUCGAUAGCGGUGUUCAGUACGGCAUUGCUGCCUUUCCUGUGCACUACAUGGCCACGGUUUGGGACCCCGACGAGAACAUAGACUGGGAUCCCGUCGAAGACGACCAGCCGGAAGAGUGGGAUAUUGUACUUGUGAGCCCGCGGCCUCGAGUGCCUUUGUCAAUUGCCCAGUGGAUAAGGAAGUAUUACCGCUGGUCGGAACUGGAAGACCACCCUGGUAUCCUCCGACUGGAGGAGAGGCCGCUGGCUGAUGCGGCAGCCUUGGACUAUGAGCCUAUAUCGACCGCAAGAGCCUCGAGCGUGACCACAUCCGAUGAGCCGCCGCAGAAGGUGCCCGUGGACAUGGAUCGCACAAUUGAUGACCUGCUGGUCCCGUUCCGCGAGAAGCUGCGACGGCGACUCAAAGAGAUGCCUGACAGGCUCGGCCCCUCUAUAAUCUCCAGCCAUGUACUGCGUGUGGCAUACACUGAGCACAGCCAUCUUAACUGGGUGGCAUUUAGGAGCCUGCCGCCUUGUGUGAUUGCGGCCGCUGUUGCAUCGGAUGAGCUUCGGAGUGCGUCUGCGCUCAGCCUCUGCGUCGAUGCGUGGGCGGGAGAUAAGGAAGAGGGAGCGUCAGACCUUGUUGACCUCGCAGCGGCCCUGGCACAAUCCACAGGUCUUCAACAGCUCUGCUUCUUGCAGCGACCGGAUCGGGACCAGGACGAUGUCUCGUCUCGUUUCUGCUCACAGCUUCUACGGCUGUGGGGGAGGGCAUCAGGAGGAGAAGAGAAAACCAUCCAUUCGACCUCUGCCUUCUUGACCGGUUUACGCCACCGCAAGUUCCCCACAUCAUCCUUAAUGAUAGCUUCGGGAUCAUCUAGCUUCACUCCCAGGAUUCAUCUGUUCACGUGGCUCGGUCCCCAACGCGAAGAUAUCCCAGACCCCGCCGCAGACCACCACGUCCACAGCGCCUACUACUCCAUGGAAAAUACUGGGCUCACGGCCGAGGACUUCGCCGUCCGAUUUCUGAAAUACCUCCGGUCUUUGGGUCCGGAUUCAGAUCCCGACAAGGCCAUCUUGCGAGUAGCAUAUCAUGGGGCUUUCUCAUCGCUCGGUUCCGCCGAUGAUGAUAACCAGGAACACCGUUGCAAGCAUGGCUGGUCCCCUCGAAGACCGCUAUCACCACCGCCGCUCCAGUCAUGGCCCGAUCAAUUGGGUGUCAGGCCGAUCCCCGCUGGAUUCUUUGACGACGAGCUAACCCUCGACGACCCGUCCCGAGUCCGACUCAGGGAGAUCCCCCCGGGAGCUGGGUGGUUCUUAUGGAUCGACGAGCCCGCCGUGACCGAUGCACCGAAGACGGCGCCUUCUCACAAUACUGUUUCAUCAGAAUUCGUCGACCCUCUCCAGAGACUGAACAACAACCAGGACAACAAAGUGGUCGGCGGGCUGAUUGACUUCCUGCGCGAAACUGUGCCAGAGACUGAUAUUGCCACGUGGGAGGAACGGCUCGAGGAGGUCGAGAGGGAUUUGGUUGCAGCUUUAAUGAGGCCGAGCCCACCCAGUACCCCGUCAUCGAUUGACUGGUUCCCGGGGAUGGACCCGAGCGAGAUGUUGAGGAACGCUCCGCCAAAGACUGAUCUUUCCGCUGGGGAGGGAGUAGAGAGGGGACCCUGCAUCGGCGUCCGCGUCAUGGCUGAGAGCCGGGCCUACACUUUGCUAGAUCAGUUACUGUGA
Molecule: messenger RNA, 2250 nt
Organism: Penicillium paradoxum
Lineage: Eukaryota; Fungi; Ascomycota; Eurotiomycetes; Eurotiales; Aspergillaceae
Exons: 4
Source: RefSeq, a predicted model, not a curated record